Molecule: messenger RNA, 2497 nt
Organism: Macrobrachium nipponense
Lineage: Eukaryota; Metazoa; Arthropoda; Malacostraca; Decapoda; Palaemonidae
Product: lebercilin-like protein
Exons: 9
Coding region: 63-1973 (636 amino acids)
Biological process (GO): intraciliary transport
Cellular component (GO): axoneme
Source: RefSeq, a predicted model, not a curated record
CUGUCUUCCAGGAUUGCUAGCGGGUGGUGUUAUGCCAGGCACUCUUUAGACAUUUGGGCAGAAUGGCACGGGGAUGUGACGCCAUGGCUGAUAAAGAGGACCACGAGAACGGGGAGUGCGAAAUCCCGAUGAUUCAGAUCGACAGCAAGGCGAUAGAAGUGGCCAACGAAUCUCUGUUAGUCGAAGAUGACGACGACGCCGCCGUCUUCCUGCAGGAGCUGGGCAUCAACUUCGGCAUCACGGCCAGAUCGAAGGGCAGGGCAUCCGUCUUCCAGAGCGUGGAAGUUUCCCGCGAGGGCUCGGCCGUCUCUUCGGGCAUGUCCUCCGUGAUCUCCCGGCAGAAGUCCUCCAGGACCUUGGUCGACGUCGUCAGUAGGGUCACCCAGGGCGGAGAAGGUCAGCUGUAUCGUCUGCUCUCUGCCAAAAGGAACCACGUGCAGCAGCUUAACAGCGACAUCAUCUUCCUGCAGCGCAGGAUCAAGGAACUCGAAGAGCAAAAUCGGUUGUUGGUACGUGUCGGAAAGAGGCAAGAAGCUGCUCUCCGUCGCUACCAGGACAUGAAGAGUGAACUGCCCCACAUCAUAGAGGCCCACAAAAUAGAAAUCCAUGUUCUGCAGGAAAAGUUACGGAGGGCUACUGAAACUAACCGUCGAAGCAACGAAAAAUUGAAGGAUACAGAUGGAAGGAUCCUCAAACUGACAGAGGAACUGUCCAGGCUCAGGAACCUCAGCAAGAAGCGCCACUUGCCCGAGAGAGACCAACUCAACAGGAAGCUUAGUGCAACGGUCCUGUCUCUCGAUGAAAAGGGAAAAGAAGCCGAAGAACUAAAGCGUCGUUUAGCCAUAGUGGAGAAAUCUCUGAAACAGCAAGUUCAGGCUGAAGUUGCAAGGCACAGGGCUACAGCCAAGAAACUAUACGGUCUUCAGUGCGAGCACCACAAACUUGAGGAUACUCUUCAGGAACGAGACAGGGAGCUUGCAGCCUUGCAGCAGUACAGUCGAAGAGCUGGUCGAAAUCUUGCGAGCAGUAACUCGACAACAGCAACUUCCUCAAGGUCAGCCUCCAUUUCGUCGCGACGCAAAUCAGGAGGACGUAAUCGAGGUAGUGGCUCUUCAACUACGACAACAUCAGGAAUUGUAUCCUCCAUAGAAACCAUUUCAACUGCUUGUGAAUCGAGGGCUUCAGUAUCUCUUGAUGCCAGUGGAAGACUUCCUCCGAUUAGUGCUGACCUCCGUAAGAGAAGUAGUGAAUCCCAGAUGAUAUCAUCCACCCUCACGGUGUCUCCAGAGCCUACCGAGGUGCCAACAAGAAGAUCACGACAUAGAUCAAAAUUAAAUAAGGAAAACACUGAAGAUAGGCGAGUGGGGCGACUCCGACGUGGACGGCAGUCUCCACAUCACUCUACAGAUGAUGAUUACUUAGCAUCUCCUCGUUGUACUCCUACUACAAGUCCAACAACAACACCAGAACCUCAAAUGCAGCAACAGUCAGAAUCCAACGAAGAAGAAGCGACAGAUGGUUGUAGAACCCUCCCUGGUCACUCAGACCAAAGGAAACGACAGAGCCUUGCAGCAAGUUUGCAAGAAGCAAGACAAAAAGAUAUGCAAGAAGGAAGUAAUAAAGAGGAGAGUCCUGAAACGUGCAAAACUAUCCAGCCAACAGUUACACGAGAAUACUCCCUUAUUGAAAAUUAUCCUCCUCGUGAAAGAGGAGUUCUUACAGGAGGAUCAAGUGGUGGGUCAGACAGUGGGAGUGGCGUAUCACCACCUCCAAUAAAGCCAGUGGCCUUCGUUACUGAGGGCCGUGUGCAAUCUCGUCUUUCACGCUUAGAAUCUCCUAUGCCUUCAAGGGGCGUCCAUAGAAGGCGCACUACAGGUACUGCUGCUGCUGCAGAAGUUCGUUCAGUCUCUAGCCUUUCAAAAUUAGAUGCAAAUACUCCUGCAAAACCUUCCCGCUCUGCUAUCACACCAUAGUUGUACAAAACUUGCUUUUGAGUUCAAGAAUGCUUUCCCGAAACAUUCGUUUUGUCAGUACAUAGUAUGUAGCCUCCACGUUCGAGUAAGAAAAAUACAACCUUAAAUCCUUUGCAUUUUGAGUACCAUUCUAUUGGAAUGUUAUUACCGUACAGAAAAUCUUUUAACAGGUACCACCAAGUUCUAUAGUGAAUUAGAAAUUCUAAUUCUAUAGAGCUAUACAAAUUCAAAAAUAUAAUGUUCUAUUCUGAAUUAGUUGAGGCUAAUUUAAUAGAACAUUCUCAGAGUGAAACUGAAAUUGUUCAGAUAGUGAAUACAGAAUUGGAAGUACUACUUAAAAUGUUGAGAAAUAGAAGGAAAUAUUGUAUUAUUACCGAGGCAGAUAUUGAAACAUGUUUAUACAAAAUAUUGUAGCCUAAGAAUUUAUUGCACCAUUACAUUUUAUUAUAGGAUUUGUCUCUGAUUCACAAUUAAAAUUUCAUGCUUGUUAAAGUUUUUGUUACCCACCACAUUUUUUAGUAUAC